Cyprinus carpio (common carp) is the source of this 1372-nucleotide messenger RNA. Its product is annotated as lysosomal membrane ascorbate-dependent ferrireductase CYB561A3. Gene Ontology annotation, molecular function: oxidoreductase activity. NCBI's taxonomy places the organism in Eukaryota, Metazoa, Chordata, Actinopteri, Cypriniformes, Cyprinidae. The record is from RefSeq and is a predicted model, not a curated record. Gene Ontology annotation, cellular component: lysosomal membrane.
GGUAAUGGUUUUGGGAAAUUAGUUCCAGUGAAAAAAAAGGACAUUGCAACUGAAUGCUGACAUCGCAGCAAAGUUUAAUUUCCGUCUAAAGACAGAUCUCAUGAGACGAAAUCGAAAAUCAUAAUGGGGAAUCAAGGAAAGAGGAACUGAGAUCAAAAAAAAGAAAAAACCGCUGUCACGAGGCUUUUGGAAAUUUGUAAGACAUCAGCUAAAGGUACUGCACAUUAAGAUGUGCUUCUCUUAUAAAAACAGCCUUAGACACCUUGGAUGCUCUUUGUUUAAAAUUAAAGUUGAAAAUCACUAGACUAUUUGAUUUUGAGAUUUUUAUAAGCACUCACAGGAUGAGAGGAAUUGUUGCCUUUUACCUAACCUAUUUGCUGUGCCUGAUAUUGGGGAUCAUCUGUGUGGCAUUAGUAGUUCACUGGAAUUACAGCUAUCGAGGUGGAUUUGCAUGGGACGGCUCAGCCAAGCACUUCAACUGGCACCCGGUCUUCAUGGUCACUGGCAUGGUGGUGCUUUAUGGGAAUGCGGCCAUAUUGUACCGUAUUCCUCUGACGUGGGGUCACAAUAAGCUCCCGUGGAAGCUGUUACAUGCUGGACUUCUGCUCCUUUCUUUCAUUCUGUCUGUAAUCGGGCUUUGUGCGGUGUUCAACUACCAUAACGCAAACAACAUAUCCAACCUUUAUUCCCUCCAUAGCUGGGUGGGGAUUUGUACCACUGCACUUUUUACUGCACAGUGGGUCAUGGGUUUUAGCACGUUCCUCUUACCCUGCACUCCAAUGUCAGCACGUGCUUUUAUAAAGCCAACUCAUGUUUGGAUGGGAGGAAUCAUCUUGGUACUGAGCAUUGUGUCUUGCAUCUCAGGGAUCAACGAAAAACUCUUUUUUGCACUAAAAGAAAACACCAAUGGGACGCUGCCUUAUUCCGCAUUACCACCAGAGGCAAUAACUGCAAAUUCAUUGGGAGUCAUCAUUGUAGCAUUUGGAUUGGUUGUUUUGAAAAUCUUAUCCAAUCAGAUAUGGCAGCGUCCUGAGACAGGCUAUGAAGAGGGAGUUUACCAGCCACUGGGGUAUGAUGGAAGCUGAAAUGUCUGAAAUCUCCAUUCUGACUGAUCUGCACUCUUCAAUGGAAUCAACGUCCUCUUAUGUUACAACCAUUAGUCUUCCUGUUUCAAAUCAUACAGUGCACUGCAGUUUAAUGCAAAUCUUCUCUUUAUCAUGCGUUACAUUUGAUUUGACUGUACUGCUGCUGCUGUUGGUGUAGAGCACAAGGAAAAUGGUCAUAUGUAAAAUCACUGCUUGAUCGUCAGUGGUUUGUGCUUAUUUAUUAUAUGAGAAGACUUAUGUAAUAAAUGAUUGAAAUCAAGGAAAUA